AACCCCAAAUAGCCCCCCAUUUGGUUUAUUUUAAUGGUGCGAAAGAGUUGUUUAAUAAUAAUGGAGGGUUUUGUUGUAAGAGAUUAAAACUCGUUACUUUCCCAACAAGCAAUCAAAGGUAAUAAUCGAUUUCAAUCAUUUUGGGACGAUUUAAUGCAACAUUGGAUUUUUGGGGUUAAUAAUUUAUAAGAUGGAUCACCAUGCAAGCGAAUUUUCGACUCAAAACGAAUUGGAUUCAUCGAAUUUGAGUCAAAACUACCAAAAUAGAACCUCGUUUUUAAUCGAGGACAUUUUAUACAGACAGAAAUCGGACGAAUCCGGCUCCGAUAAGAUAUACACUUCAAAAUCCGACGACGUUUAUCACCACCCAAUUACAAGGGAGGAAAAGCGAUUAACCUCCGAAAAAUCAUCUUCCGGAAAUUAUGGUUAUUUCCAACCGGGGUCAAUGAUACAAAACGGAUUAAGUUGUAGUAUGCAAGGGAUCCAAAGCGGUGAAAACCAAUAUAUUCAAGUAAUGGGCGCUUUAGGAGCUUACCUUCAAACGCCUUACAAAAAUUCAAUGACAGAUCCUUAUUUUCUAACACAAGGAAUUCCUUUUCACCACGCAUUAUUCGGUUCUUCAUCAGCUGAAAUUUCCUUAAACGCUUUAAAACAUUGUAGAAGAAGAAAAGCUAGGACGGUUUUUAGUGACCCUCAAUUAACAGGUUUAGAAAAACGAUUCGCAGCUCAAAGAUAUUUAUCGACGCCGGAAAGGGUGGAAUUGGCGGGAGCUUUAAGUUUAAGUGAGACGCAGGUGAAAACUUGGUUUCAAAAUCGACGGAUGAAACAUAAGAAGCAAAUGAGGAAGAUUCAGGAGGAUAAAUCGAGCUCGAAUUCAACGAAAAACGAACAAAAUCAUGAAACUCCCGUGGACUUUUCGAGCAGACCCAAUGAGACUCAAAAGUCGACAUCGACCCAAUACGGACGACAAACGACAUCGAGCAUAAAUUCGCAUGAUUCCGAUCUAAGCGAGUGCGAGAGUGACAUCGAUAUCGUGGGCGAUGCAAAAGCAGCUCCGUAUUCGUUCAAGGGGGCAUAAAAAAGCUUUUUCUCAACCCCAACUUCCCUAUUUAUUUUUUAACUUACUUAUUAUGCCAAAGAGGUUCUUUGCUUUAAGAGAACCAAAAUGGAAAAAGAAACUAAUGGAAUCAAAUUGAGUUUCCAGAUUUUUUUUCUUAUUUAACAUUUUUUUUUUUGUGUAAAUAGUUAUGUAGGUUUUAGAGCUUUUUUGGUUCAUUAGCAAGUUUUAACUAGUCUUGUUUAAUGUGAUUGUUUAAGUAUUGGGGUAGAUAGAUAGUGAAAAUAAAUAAUAAUAAUAAUUAAA
This is a messenger RNA of Onthophagus taurus, 1363 nucleotides long. RefSeq names its product brain-specific homeobox protein. Gene Ontology annotation, molecular function: DNA binding; DNA-binding transcription factor activity, RNA polymerase II-specific. Gene Ontology annotation, biological process: regulation of DNA-templated transcription. NCBI's taxonomy places the organism in Eukaryota, Metazoa, Arthropoda, Insecta, Coleoptera, Scarabaeidae. The record is from RefSeq and is a predicted model, not a curated record.